GAUUUCUGUUUUGCUCUUCCAUUCGUUUACAUCGCUCGCAUCGCGUCAGAUGCUGUGUCCGUGUGCUUUCAUGAUUAAUUGAAUUCGGUUUCCUUAAACUCAAAAACAGUGAUUUUGUAUAAAAAUGGACAAAGCAGAUUGUAAGUAUGGUGCAGACUGCUACCAGAAAAACCCAGCCCACAAGGAGAAAUAUCGUCAUCCGUCGAAAACGGUGGCCAGCGAGGGGCGCAGCCCUGGCAAAGCAGAAACACAAACUUCUCCAUCGUCGUCAGCGAAGCGCGGUUCCGACGAUCCACUAGAUCACUCCGAAGUGCUGGAAGACGUGAAAAAGUGCAAACGUCCACCAACUCCCGAGAAGGACAAUGAUAACGCCGAGGAGAGCGAUAAGGGUAACGAGUACUACGGUAUGACCCGGCAGCGGUACACACUGCCGGAGGUUCCGAUGGAUGUCGGCGCGAUGAGUGACAUCUACGAUCCACAGAUCGAGUUCUCCAAGAAGGAGGAAUACAAGGAACUGUGCGGCGACUGGCGGAUGUUUAUCAAACACAAAUUCCUGGUCGAUAUGCCGGACUGUUUCGAAUCGAUGUGGAACUUCUGUCGAUCUCGGAGUGAGGAAAAACCUUGGGAGGUGUUUGAGAAGCUUGGUCUCCGGCUUGUCGGUCCGUUCGAUGUUCUGGCCAAGAAGUUCAAGGAUGCCAAAAUGCACGAGCCGGGAGAUUAUCUGCGUCACUGGCGAUUCUACUUCGAUCCUCCGGAGUUCCAGACGGUGCUGGUGAAGAAGGAUUCCGGAGUGCAUUAUGGAUAUUGGAGGGAUCAGCCGGACGAUACCAGCGGUCUGGUGGCCAUGAACGACGUCAACAAGGGUUGCGAGUUCAAAAUAGUUGGCGAGAAUGUAUUUGAUGCCGUUAUCCAUUUCCUGGAGAACGAAGUCACGACGACACCCUUCAACAAGGGUCCGAUUGCGGCGAUGAAGAAAUCCCUGGAAGAAUGGGCCAAAAGCCACGACAUCAAGCUCAAGGCCACCGAAAAGCAAAAAACCCGAGGAAAGGCGGUCGUUUGCAAAACAUUCCACAAAAACGGAAUAGUGGUUCCGUUCGACCGCAAAAAAGAACUGGGCUAUCGCGAACUGCUGGAAAGCGAUGCCAAUUUGAAGAAAAUCCUGUCUCGAUUCGAUCGGAUCGAUAACGCACCCGACAAAAUCGAGUUCGAUGCGGCCAUGUCGCCGCUUCAACCGAUCGUUACGGGAGCGUUCAUCGCUGUGGAUGAAUGCGAUUUCGGAACGGCCCUGGAGCUGGCCAUCGAUUUGUUCUGUCAUGGCACGAAAAAUCUGCACGACGUCAUGAAGCCGCUGUUUGUGACGGCCUAUUCGAUGCUACAUCGGCCACAGUAUAUUGCUAUUAUUAAGUCUCAUCUGGAAGAUCGACGCAGAGGAAUUAAUUUAGAUUUACUCACAAAAUCGUGAAAACGGAAAAUAAUCAUCCUAAUUGUCAUUUUAUAUUCAUUGUCAUUUUUACAAUAAUUUUUAUUAUAACUUAAUUCUAAUAAUAAAGUUUUUUUCUGCA
Messenger RNA from Aedes albopictus (Asian tiger mosquito), 1562 nucleotides. It is a transcript of the gene Hpf1, whose product is annotated as histone PARylation factor 1-like. The record is from RefSeq and is a predicted model, not a curated record. Gene Ontology annotation, molecular function: histone binding; poly-ADP-D-ribose binding. The coding region runs from base 125 to 1462 and encodes 445 amino acids. Gene Ontology annotation, biological process: regulation of protein ADP-ribosylation; DNA damage response. Gene Ontology annotation, cellular component: nucleus. The transcript is spliced from 3 exons. NCBI's taxonomy places the organism in Eukaryota, Metazoa, Arthropoda, Insecta, Diptera, Culicidae.